Molecule: messenger RNA, 4091 nt
Organism: Diorhabda sublineata
Lineage: Eukaryota; Metazoa; Arthropoda; Insecta; Coleoptera; Chrysomelidae
Gene: vib
Product: phosphatidylinositol transfer protein alpha isoform
Exons: 7
Coding region: 300-1118 (272 amino acids)
Biological process (GO): phospholipid transport
Cellular component (GO): cytoplasm
Molecular function (GO): phosphatidylcholine intramembrane carrier activity; phosphatidylinositol binding; phosphatidylcholine binding
Source: RefSeq, a predicted model, not a curated record
ACAGAGCAACCACUCUAAAGACAUUCCGCAUGAUUAAUUGGUUAAUUAGCAUUUUCGUUGAAAAUUUUCCUAACAAGUAUUUUAACAUUCGAAUUUUUGAUCUAUUCAAUAUUACCACAAUUUAGUGUGAUUUUGAUCAAUAUGGAUUAUGAUUGAUAUGAAUUUUGAUCAAGAAACAAAUUGACGUCAGAAUAUUGCGUCACCGAGCUUGCGCUGGUCAAUCCAUGAAUUAGUGAUUCAUUAGUUAGUGUGUCAGGAAUUAUUGCAUGUCUAAAUAGUUAAAUUUGCAAAGAAAAAACAUGCUUAUCAAAGAAUACCGAGUAACCCUACCGCUUACUGUAGAAGAGUAUCAAGUUGCUCAGUUGUUUAGUGUGGCAGAGGCCUCCAAAGACAAUACAGGUGGUGGAGAAGGUAUAGAAGUAUUGAAAAAUGAACCAUUCACAAAUUUUCCCCUUCUCGGUGGUAAAUAUAACAGUGGCCAGUAUACUUACAAAAUUUACCAUUUGGCUAGUAAAGUACCUUCUUUUAUAAGACUUUUGGCACCAAAGGGUAGUUUGGAAAUUCAUGAAGAGGCUUGGAAUGCUUAUCCUUAUUGUAGGACUGUUAUUACGAAUCCAGGAUAUAUGAAAGAGAAAUUCAAAUUAGUAAUUGAAACUUUACAUGUAGCAGACAAAGGUAAUCAAGUAAAUGUUCACGACUUGCCAAACGACAAACUGAAACAAAGAGAUGUUGUACAUAUUGACAUUGCCAAUGAUGCAGUGGCAUCUGGAGAUUAUAAAGAAGACGAAGAUCCAACGAAAUUUAAAUCUGUUAAAACAGGCAGAGGUCCACUGAUAGGACCUGAUUGGAAAGAUAAAGUUAGUCCUGUUAUGACCUGCUAUAAGUUAGUUACAGUAGAGUUCAAAUGGUUUGGAUUACAAACAAGGAUAGAAAGUUUUAUUCAAAAAUCCGAAAGGCGGUUAUUCACAAAUUUCCAUAGACAAGUUUUCUGUUGGAUGGACCGCUGGCACGGUCUGACCAUGGAAGAUAUCCGUGCGAUAGAAGAUAAAACGAAAGAAGAAUUAGAAGCUCUUCGUCAAAAAGGCGAAGUUCGUGGUAUGAAAGCAGAUACAGAAUAAAUUAAUGAAUAGAAAAAGCAAAUUAAGAAAGAGAAAUAUAAAUAAGUUUAAAAACAAAUCCAACUAAAAAACGCAACCAUGAUUUAGAUGAAUUUCUAAUUAAGUUUCCAUAAUACUGUGCUAUAGUUAUAAUAAAAUUCGAUAUAAAAUGGAUAGUUCUGUAUAGCGGUCAAUUAUUUUUCAUUAAAAAAAUUAAAAAUUAGAUAAUUUGCCUUUCCAAAUGAUACAUCUUGCUCUCCAUAUUUAUUUAUCUUUUUAUAUAUUAAUUUCGUCGAAAAUUUAUGUGUUUCUUUGUAUAAUCAUCACAUUUGUUGAGAUAUGUAUAGUAAAUUUUUCAUAAAACUAUUAGUGAUUAGCAAUUUUUUUAUGUUUGAAAAUGAAAAUUCAACCUUUAUGAAAUUAAAAAAGUUUAUUAAAAGUAUUAAAAAAAGGCAGCUGCUUAUAAUGCGCUUGUGAAUAUUUUUUUUUCAAUAACCAUAAGAUUCUUUUUUUAUUGGAAAUGUUGAUUAAAAGUACAGAGUUUAUCCUAUAACUAUAAUAAUUAUCAGAACCUUGACAUUCAGUAACUAGAAAUGUUAAUAUUAACGAGUAUUAAAUGUAACUUUUCUUUUUUCCAAAUACAGAAUGUCUAGUCUUGAAUUUCAGUAUUUUAAGUAUAAAAAAUGAUUUUUUUUAAUAAAAAUGGUGCAUUUAUAAAUGUUCGAUUUUUGACAUGAACACAUUUUAUGAGUGAUGAAGAAAGGAAGCAAAAGUGGUUAGUUUCAUUCAACCACAGAUUUUUUUAUUAUAAUCUCACUAUAACUCAUAAAACAAUGAAAAAAUCGUACAUAUAACUAUUCACAAAAAGAUAUGUGGCAUUCUGGCUUGUAUUUAUUAAUUUAUGUAUCCACGUGGUGUGUCAUGUAGUUAGAGUUAAAUUUCCUUCAAAUUCCUUGAAAUUGAACAUUCACAGUCUUAGUCAAAGUUUGGUAAAAAAGCAUAUAAAAUUAAUAAAAGUAAUUAAGUACUAUUUCAGACUUUUUCCACUUCCAGACGAAAUGUUCAUCAAAAUAUUUAUUGGUUUUUCAUAAAACUUAAUCACCAUAUUGAAAAACACACUGUUAUAUAAUAAAUUGUCAUUGUUUUAUGGAUAAACUAUACGGCAUACCCUGAAUAUUAUGGCGUCCCAAUAGUAAGGAAGUAUCUUGAUAUCAUUUUGUGAGAUCAAAAAAUAUACCGAAAUUAUAAUUUUUUAUAUAUUAAUUGUUGGUAUUAUUUGUUUUUGUAAAUUAUUAUACAUUGUAACCAUUCCACUUCUGUAUUUUAAAAGCCCCAAUGAUACAUUCAGCAGAUAUUUUCAGUUUAUAGUUUCCCACUGACUGUAUCGCUCUUUGUAGUUUUAAUACUAUCUAUCUUCUUUUCCCUUUGAAAGUGUAUCAGAGCUUCUAUGCUGAUAUAUUUAAUUUUGUCAAUAUUUCUUAUCAGUAUUCUAAAGCGCAUUAAAAUACAUCUCGUGCUUUUAUGCUUUUAUGGAUACCUAUUUACCUAAGAAAAUUAAAUGCUUUUGUCAAUCACCUAAUAUUAUCAAAUCUCAAUCAACUUUCCAAAAUGUGAAUGAAAACAAGGACAUUGCGUUGCUAGUUGUAAUUGAUUUAGAAAUUGGAGUUAUGUGAAGACCAUUAUCCAAGUUCCUCCAAACGUAUCGUGGCCACUACAAUAUAGAAUUGGGAUUUUUGGAUUACAGAGUAAUAAGUUUUAAAAAGGACUCAAUGUAUUGAAAUUUAAUACUCUCCAUUUAAGGUUUUCUGUAAUAUGAGAUACAGGUUUAAAUGUUAUAAAAAUAACGAGAAAGUUAGUUUCGCAAUUAUACCGAAUGUUUGGGACACCUUUUUAUUUUUCUUCUAAUCAGUAGUUACCAAUUUAUUUCACUUUUUAUUUUUGGGAGUUUUAUUUUUUUAAGGUCUUAGUUAAUAUAACCAAAUUUAACGCAAAUUACCCAUAGAGAAAAAUAAUGAAUUUGUUUUGUAUCCUGUUAAUAAACUACUUUUUGAAUUGAAUUUUUUUUAUUUAUAUAUUGAUAUGGGGGUUUUCAUUAUUUUUCUUAUUAUUGUAACAUUCAGUAAAAUUCAAAUUCAUAUAAAUAUUAGUUGAAAAGUGAUUUUUUUAACAUAUUUUCUAUACGAUUUUUGUACUGUAAAUUAUUUUUUAUUAUACACAAAAGAAAUGACUAGGAAGGAAUAAAAUCGUCACAAGUUACAUGUGCAAUUAGUAAGUAUAAACCAUUCAUAUAUUAUUUUAAAAUGAUAACAAAUAUUUACAAAAAGUAAGAAAAAUUAAAAAAUACGUUUUAACGUCUAGAAUUUUUCUAUUUCUAACAUUUUCUACUUAAAGGUAUAAAGUUGCUUUAAUUUAAGAAAGAAUUUCAUAUUUUUUGCAAUGAUUACUUCAAAAACUAUAUCAAGGGAAACUUUUUUGUACACAUUUACUCUUCACCAAUUUUUUUGAACACUUUCACUAAUAAAUAAAAUAUUGUUGAUGUACAAUCGUGUGAGGUGUUAUUUCUUCCAAAUUCCACUUUGAUACUUCAGUUUCUUUUUUUAUAUAAUUAUAUAUUACAAGAACCAUUUUUGUCAAGUCUUAGAAAUAUUUUUAAGAUACUAAUUAAAUGUUUUUAUCGUAGUCGUUUUUAUAGUCAUCUUUAGAUGUUGGGAUCAUCUUUGACAAUAUGGUUAAAUUAAGAAUAAAUUUUUAAAAGUGUGUCUCUAGUCGCGUAUUUCGUAGAUUAAUCGCUACAUAUAAUCAGUGAGGUACAAACAUUUAUAUUUAACAAAUGGAACCUAUUGAAGAUAGCGAUUUGUACUUGAUAAGAUGGUUCUUAAUAUCCCCUUUUUUAUAUAAAUAUAUAAUACACGUAAUAUAAUAUUGUAGAAAUUGACUUAUAAAAAUUAACAUGUAAGUUAUAUUCGGAUUAAAUUGGAAUUCUUUUUUGUUUAA